UAAUAUCCCUGAGGCAUUCCCCCACUUAAUUUCCAAGGACAUGUUGGCAACCCAAACAUAACCAUAGUGAUCCAUCCAGUAUAAAAACAGGAGAAGGAUCGACUAUGCAAUUGCUGCAAACCAUUAUUGAUACUUAGUUUCUUUGAGAAUUUCCUUAUAAUAUUUUCUUGCUUUUAAUAUUGAAUUCAUUUUCAAAACCCAAGUCGAAAUGGAGAGCAAAAUGAUAUCAAGGGAGUGCAUAAAGCCGUCGUCUCCAACGCCGGCACACCUCAGAACCUACAAGGUUUCGAUGCUCGACCAGACAUCCAUGGCGGGUCACAUCCCGCUGGUCUUCUUCUUUCCUCCUCGUCCCGACAACAACGUUGAUGACCGUCACCGAACAACUGAGCAGCUCAAACAUUCCCUGUCGAUCAUUUUAACCCGAUUCUACCCUUUCGCCGGAAGAUUCAAUGGCGACAACCAUUCGAUCGAUUGCAGCGACGCCGGAGUUGAUUUCACUGUCUUCGAAUUCCCCGGCCACAGCCUUCUUGAUCUUCUGCGCGAUAAAGAUUCGACCAAGGAUUUACCGGCUCAACUACUUCCAAUUAAGUUCGCUUGGGUAAAUGAAAAGGAUCCUGAGUCUAGAGUCGUCUUCGUCCAAGUCAAUUAUUUCGAAUGCGGCGCCGUCGCCAUCGCGACUCUCAUUUCGCACUGGGUAGCCGAUCUUACGACGAUGGUGAACUUCCUCAAGGCCUGGGCAGGCACAAAUCGGGGAUCCAAUCAAGAAGUCUGCCCUAAUUACAUUUCCCAGAUUCUAUUCCCACAUAAGACUGAGCUGCUCGGCCAGCAAGUUACCUAUUCUGGAUUUGCGCAGACGGGGAAAUGGGCGAUGCGGCGAUACGUCUUCGACUCCAUUGCGAUCUCGUCCCUUAAGGCCAAAACAGGCCUGGAAAACCCUACCAGGGUGGAGGCUGUGUCAGCAUUUCUCUGGAACUGUUUCAUGGCAGCAUCCUUAAAAAAUGGCAAAUCGGCUUCCGCCAUGGCCAUUGCUAUGAACUUGAGAGGGCGAGCCAAGCCGCCCUUCGGGACAGAUUUUUUUGGAAACUGUGGAGUCACUACAACAGCGUCCAGCCAGAACUGUAUGCAAGAAGAUGUGUACAAAGACUUGGCAAGGAAAUUGCGGGAUGCUGUAGCCCGAAUUGACGGCGAGUUUGUUGCGAGGAUGCAAGGCGACAGGGGGCUCCUUGGUUACCAUGCCAAUCGGCAGUCACUGGUUGCAGAUUUUUCCGGCGGGGCAGAUCGGCUGGUUUCGUCGAGCUGGUGCGGCUUUGGUGUUUACGACGUUGACUUUGGGUGGGGAAAGCCUGUCUGGGUCACAACUGCAGUUGAUUCAUCGAGCUCCACGUAUGCGAAUUCUAUUAUCUUAAUGGACACCAGUGUUGGGAAUGGAGUCGAGGCGUUGAUAAGACUUGGUGAGAAAUACAUGGCGGUCUUUGACGCCAUUGAAGAGCUCCUGGACCUCGCUUGCAUCGAUCCAAGUCCCUUGGGCAUUGGGUCUUCGUUGAAUUAAAAUAAUUACUUUGGGUCCUUUUUCUUAUCGUUCGAAAUUGUGCUUUGAAGUUUCAUUUUAGUACUUGGAAUAACACGUUUCUGAUUAUUGUUUCAAAUAUGUUUAAUAUAUAACUGAU
Andrographis paniculata is the source of this 1667-nucleotide messenger RNA. RefSeq names its product stemmadenine O-acetyltransferase-like. The record is from RefSeq and is a predicted model, not a curated record. The transcript has a single exon. Lineage: Eukaryota; Viridiplantae; Streptophyta; Magnoliopsida; Lamiales; Acanthaceae. Bases 209 to 1549 code for a protein of 446 amino acids.